Molecule: messenger RNA, 3058 nt
Organism: Stegastes partitus (bicolor damselfish)
Lineage: Eukaryota; Metazoa; Chordata; Actinopteri; Pomacentridae
Product: diacylglycerol O-acyltransferase 1-like
Exons: 13
Coding region: 1-1218 (405 amino acids)
Biological process (GO): triglyceride biosynthetic process
Cellular component (GO): endoplasmic reticulum membrane
Molecular function (GO): diacylglycerol O-acyltransferase activity
Source: RefSeq, a predicted model, not a curated record
AUGGCCACGAUGAGGAAGAGGUUCUCCUCGUCCUCGGCUGAAGACGACGCUGCUAACCUCUGUGACAGCGCUGCCGAUCCCGGUUCUGAUCCGACCGGCGAACCAGAACAUCCCUAUGCGUCUCUGCUGUGCUGCCACAGCGUCCAAGACUCUCUGCUGAGCUCCAACAGCAGCUUCACCGGAUACAGAGGGAUCCUCAACUGGGUCAUCAUCCUGCUGGUCCUGACUCAUGCUCACCUGUUCUUGGAGAAUUUCAUACAACAUGGCUUUUUGAUAGAUGUCAAAAAGGUGUUGGGGCAUCUGAUUGAGGACAACUGCAUCUGGCCGCCUGUCAACCUGGUGAUGGCUGCCAACUUGUUUGCUCUGACAGCUUUGUUCCUCGAGAGAUCCCAGGAGAAGGGAAUGCUGUCGCCCUCCUGCGUUCACCGUCUCCAUCUCGUUAAUCUGGCGCUGCUGGUGCUGGUUCCUGCUGCCGUCAUCGCACACGAGUCGACCAUAUCAACAGGUGGCGCCUUCUUCUCUCUCUGGUUCUACACUGUUCUGGGGAUGAAGCUUUACUCGUACCAGGAGACCAAUCGCUGGUACCGUCGGCCUCCUUCAGAUCUCUAUUAUUUCCUCCUCGCUCCCACUCUGUGCUACCAGAGAGGCUUCCCGAGGACGCCAAAGAUCCGAAUCAAUAAGCUGCUGCACCGGCUGCUGGAAAUGGCACCGACCCAUUUCCUCUGGCUCCUCCUCUUCUUUUUGAGCCACUCCUCCCUGAAUUUCUGUGCAGAACUGCUGUGCUUCGGUGAUCGGCACUUCUACGGAGACUGGUGGAAUGCUACGACUCUGAUCGCUUUCUGGAGGAACUGGAAUAUUCCCUUUCAGAAAUGGUCUCGCAGACAUGUCUACAGUCGGCUGGUGGACAGGAGAGUUUCCUCGUCACAAGCUGAGCUGCUGGUCUUCCUGAUGUCUGCCGUGCUUUGUGAGUAUCUGAUCGCUCUGCCUCUGCACAGCUGUCGUCUGUGGAUCUUCCUCAUGAUGGUGUUUGAGCUCAUGGUUGCAGUUUUCCUCGGAAACUAUUUCCAGGGAAACUAUGGCAACGGUUUGGUGUGGCUGUGCCUGCUGCUGGGCCCUCCGCUGGCCGCCACCUCCUACUUCCACGACCGCUACGUCGGCCUCCAUCAGCAGCGCCCGCCGCUGACGCCAGACCACAGAGUUUUCCUGCAGCUUCGCUAGUCGUGGGAAGAAAUUCCUGCAGUGCUGUUAUUACGAGUGACCAAGGAUGUAUUUAGAUGUCAGGAGAAGAGUUAUAAUCCAAGACCUCUACCAACUGCAGCAAUACAUGCGCUGUAUGUAUAUAUAUGUACGUAUACCUCUGUAGACUCAUUAAUGGUGAUGCUACGACACUUCCACAUCUGGACGAUGUUUAUGCAAUAACGGAGUGAUUUCAUGUUGUGUCUGAGUGUGACCGACAGACGACCUGCAGCCCUGUGAGGCAGCUGCAGGCUGGUUAGUGGGUGAAGGCCUCGCCGCUGUGAUCAGGCUUUAACGAGGUGAAUCAGGAGAUAAGGUUUCUGCCUGGAUGCCGCGUCGCUGCGUCACCGUGCGGUUCAGAGGCCCUCUUUGAGAUAAGUUUACCGUAAGCUUCAUGGACACGCUCCAGUCAGGAAAUACAGGGAAUGGUUGUGUGGAGUGAUUUAGAGCAGCGGUUCGCAGCCGGCUUCGUGUGACGUAACCCCACAGGCCCGUCCAAAAACCACUUUAACAGAACCACCACUCAGCCCCAUCUGCUCUCAUCCAGUUAAACUCUCACUGCGAGGGUCUCUCUGGUCGGAGCUCUUUCUUUAUUAGCUUAAACUUAGUUAAUUUAAGCUAGUAAGCAUCUAUCCAUUGCUUCCAGUUUUCAGCUGUUUUAACUGGUUGUUGUUAACUAACAAUUUCCAAUGUUCAUCCACACUGUUAGCUAGCAACUUCAAAUGAUAGCCAUGCUGUUAGCUAACAGUUUCAACUAUUAACCAUAUUGUUAGCUAACAAUUCCAACUGUUUACCCAUACUCUUAGCAAACAACUUGACUAUUAGCCAAACUGCUGGAUAACAAAAUCAACUGUUGAUUCAUAUGGUUAGCUAAUAAUUUUAGUCGUUUAUUCAUACUGUCAACUAUUAUCACUUGCUAGUCAUAAUGUUGGCUACCAAUUCCAACUCUUUAUCUAUACUGUUAGCUAACAAUUUCAACUGUUAGCCAUACUGUUAGCUAAGCGUUUGAAGUCUUUAUCCAUACUGACAGAUGACAGUUUUAACUGUUUAUCCAUACAGUUAGCUAACAAUUUUAACUGUUAGCCAAACUAUUAGCUAAUAAUUUCAAGUUUAAGUCAUACUCUUAGCUAAUUUCAGCUGUUAGCCAUACUGUUAGCUAACAACAUCAAUUACUAGUCGUUAUGUUAGCUACCAAUUUAAACCAUUUAUCCACACUGUUAGCUAACUAUUUUAAUUCUGACCCAUACUAUUAACUACCAUUUAUCAAUACUGUCAGCUAUAGUAUCAAUUGCUAGUCAUAAUGUUAGCUACCAAUUUCAACUGUUGAUCCAUAUUCUUAGCCAACAAUUUCAAGUGUAAGUCAUACUCUUAGCUAAUUUCAAUUGAUAGCUGCCAUACUGUUAGCUAAUAAUUCCAGCUUAGCUAGUAAUUUCAACUGUAAGCCAUACUGUUAGCCAACAACAUCAAUUGCUAGUCAUUAUGCUAGCGACCAAUUUAAACUGUUUGUCCAUGCUGUUGACUGUCCGCUAACAACGUCAGCUGCCUGCGACAGGGCUGGUCUGUAAUGCUUUUGAUCAGUCUUUUCAUUAGCUAUGGUUGAAAGGUGCCCUAUUCUUAUUCUUAUUGUUCUUCAUAACACAACUGAGAUGUUCAUGGAUCCUAAAAACCCUCCCAGAACACAGAUAUUUUCUGAGUUUUGAACAUUGGGGUUGAUAAGUUAAUAGGAAGGACAUGAAUCGGUGCCACAUGUAUAUUUAAAGAGGACAGAAGAGGAAAUGAUGCUGCCUGUGUGUGUGUUGACUCAGCAGGGAUGAUGAAACUU